AUGCUGCGCGACGCGCGGGCGCUGCUCGACCGCCCCGACGCGCGCCGGAACGUGGUCACCUGGACGGCGCUCCUCUCGGGCUACGCGCGCGCCCGCCUCGUCGACGAGGCCGAGGCGCUGUUCCAGCGGAUGCCCCAGAGGAACGUCGUCUCCUGGAACACGAUGCUGGAGGCGUACGCCGCGGCGGGCAGGGUGGGUGAUGCCUGCGCGCUGUUCGACCGCAUGCCGGUCAGGGAUGCCGGCUCGUGGAACAUUCUGCUGGCCACGCUGGUGCGAUCGGGGAGCGUGGAUAAGGCGCGCGAGCUGUUUGGGAGAAUGCCGGAGAGGGAUGUAAUGGCUUGGACGACGAUGGUUGAUGGUGUUGCGCGGAGUGAUUUGAAGAGGGCACGGGAGCUCUUUGAUGAAAUGCCAGAAAGGAAUGUUGUCACUUGGACGACCAUGAUGAAUGGUUACUUGAAAGGCAAGCAGAGUGAGCUGGCAUUGGGGUUGUUUAGUGGUAUGCUAAUGGCAGGUAUCAGACCAAACCAAGUGACAUUUUUGGGUGCACUUGAUGCAUGCAGCGAUCUUGCGGCACUCUGUGAAGGGAAGCAGGUGCAUCAAAUGAUAUGCAAAACAGCAUUUCAGUUUGAUUAUUUUGUCGAGUCUGCCCUGAUGAAUGUAUAUGCGAAGUGUGGUGAAAUUGGAUUGGCAAGAAAGUUGUUUGAUCUUUCAAGGGAGAAGGACUUGAUCUCUUGGAAUGGAAUCAUUGCGGCAUAUGCGCACCAUGGUGUUGGCAUAGAAGCAAUCCGCUUGUAUGAAAAGAUGCAAGAAAAUGGAUAUAGGCCUAAUGAUGUCACCUAUGUGGUGUUGCUCUCAGCAUGUAGCCACUCUGGGUUGGUUGACGAAGGGCUUAAGAUCUUUGAAUCCAUGGUAAAUGAUAUAUCAAUUGCAGUGCGUGACGAACAUUAUACUUGCUUUAUUGAUCUUUGUAGCCGAGCAGGACGGCUUGAUGAUGCUAAAAGAUUAAUUCACUAUCUUAAGAUUAAGCCUGCAUCAGGUUCUGUCUGGAGUGCCCUUCUAGGUGGGUGUAAUGCACAUGGAAAUGAGAGCAUUGGCAAUUUGGCAGCUAGAAAUCUCUUACAAGCAGAACCUGAUAACGCUGGAACCUAUACUCUCCUACCCAAUAUCUAUGCUUCAGCUGGUAAGUGGAAAGAAGCAGCAGAAAUUAGGUCAGAGAUGAAUAAUCGAGGACUGAAAAAACAACCUGGUUGUAGUUGGAUAGAGGUGGCAAAUAAGGUUCAUGUGUUUGUAGCACGUGAUAAGUCCCAUAGUGAAUCUGACUUGAUCUGUGGUCUGCUGCAAAAUAUCCAUCACAUGAUGAGGAUUGUUGGAACUGUCCCCAAUGACCUUGUGCAUGUUGAUGAGGAAGUAGUGUCUAUUUAG
Miscanthus lutarioriparius is the source of this 1422-nucleotide messenger RNA. The record is from the annotation of a GenBank genome assembly. Lineage: Eukaryota; Viridiplantae; Streptophyta; Magnoliopsida; Poales; Poaceae.